This is a messenger RNA of Linum tenue, 276 nucleotides long. NCBI's taxonomy places the organism in Eukaryota, Viridiplantae, Streptophyta, Magnoliopsida, Malpighiales, Linaceae. The record is from the annotation of a GenBank genome assembly.
AGGAGGAGGAUGAACAUAUUGCAGCAGGCUGUUCGGAUCGUCGAAGAACAGGGUGGUAGUGAUGCUUCUGGGUGCAAAGGGCUUUGGAGGGGCAGCAAAGUUUUUGUUGCUCAUCGGCUGGCUUUUUACGGAAUCCACUUGUCCGCCUAUAUGAAUUUCAAGGCUCUACUACAGGGGAGUGGGCGGCUGAAUCCAGUCGGGGUGGCUUUUAUCGGCGGAGGAUUGGCAGCACUAACUGCUUCCUCGGUUUUGUAUCCGUUGGAUACUGUUAAAACA